AUGUUCCGAUUGUCGCUUGUCGCCGAUGAUCACUUACAUUUUUGGAGAGCGACAAUAAUCGAUUAAAAUGAAUCCGUUCCGCGACGUCGCCGUAAUUAUUUUUACCAUACCAAAGGGAGUUAAUUAGUCUCAUAGAACGCGCGACAAUGGACGCAAAUGAGAGCCUUGAAUUGUUUUCGCAUCCAGGAAAGAAAACGAAGUCACUUGCUUGGAACUAUUUUAAAUUUAGAAAGGAUGUUAAUGGAAAUAUCCAGCUCAGUAACGCUAUUUGCAGCAUUUGCAAGAAAGUGUACAGGAACAAUGGCAAUACUACUAACCUCGUUUUCCACAUAAAACAUGAGCAUAAAGAGUUGAUCCCACAAGCAAAUGAACCAGUAAGAGAUAAACACAACAUGUUACAGCCUAAAAUACAAACAGCAGUAACUAGACAAUAUUUGCCCCAUGAAAGACAAUCGUGUUUGAAUGACCUCCUUCUAAAAUUGAUUGUGAGCAAGUCACUGCCAUUGAGUUUGAUAUCAAAUGAUGCCUUCAAGAAGUUUGUUUCAGUACUGGAGCCAAGAUAUACUAUUCCAUCUAAACCUGCUGCAAUUGUGCUGUUGGAUAGGAAAUAUUCAGAAAUGAAACUCAAGUUGAAAAAUGAUCUCUCACUGUGCGAAUCAGUAGCACUUACCCAUGAUGGAUGGACAAGCAACUCAACACAGAGUUAUGACACUGUGACAUGCCACAUGAUCCAAACAGACUGGGAAUUAAAACAUGCUGUUCUUGGAACUGUUAAGGUAGAAGGAAUGCAUACAGGGGAAAACAUCGCAGCAAAUAUUCAGUCAACUCUAGAUGAAUGGAACUUAGGUCGCCCUUCAGCCAUGACAACCGACAAUGCUGCCAAUGAACAGAAAGCUGUCCGUCUUUUGGGUUUUACGCGCUUUGGCUGCUUUGGCCAUAGGAUCAAUCUGGUUGUUAAAAAAGCAAUAAAAAUUCCAGAAAUGGAAGACUUGUUGACAAAAGGAAGGACUCUUGUUUCUUUUUUCCAUAAAUCAUCUUCUGCUACUGACUUGCUUGUGGAAAAACAAAAGUUAUUAAACCCAGAGCGAAAAGAUCAUAGGUUAAUCAUGGACUGUCCCACAAGAUGGAAUAGCACAUUAUCUAUGUUACAGCGUUUGAUUACAGAAACCCCUUACAUAGUUAACAUGGCAAAUGACGCAAAUUUGUCAAAACAUGCAUCUCAAGUAAUAAAGGCAAACAGUUACAGCUUUGAAGAUAUAUCAGUUCUAGAAUGUGUUACUAGUAUUCUCAAACCUUUUGAAAAGGCAACACCGAAUGUAAAUGACAAUGAACUCAUUAAAAACAUGAAAAACACCAUGAUACAGGAGCUUGAAAACAGAACUCAGACAGAAGAUCUACCACUACUUGCUGCCAUACUUAACCCAGAUACAAAACAUCUUACCUUCUUAUCUGAGGAAGAGCGAGAAAGGGGGCGACAACUGCUUAAGGAAAAGGCAGAGAUGCUGACAGUAAAGGUGAAGAAUGAAGUAGAACUAGAUUUAACAAACAAGGAAUCAGCAUUACCACCGUUACCCUGUCUACCAGACACACUUGAUAAUGUUGUCCAGGUUGACGAAGUACAAGAGCCAGAAUCCAAGCGGGCUAAGAUAAAGUGUUCUGAUUCUGUUGAAUGGUUAGAUGAUGUUUGCAUGAUCACUGGAGAAUCGACAAUUCCCAAAGUUGUGUUAGUCGAGUCAGAGAUAAACAAGUACUUUGAUAUUGCGCGGAAAGAAUCAGAUAAAAGUCUAACAUUGUUAGAAUGGUGGAAGGAAAAUGAGUACCAAUUUUCCUAG
Ruditapes philippinarum (Manila clam) is the source of this 1832-nucleotide messenger RNA. Its product is annotated as zinc finger BED domain-containing protein 4-like. The record is from RefSeq and is a predicted model, not a curated record. The coding region runs from base 147 to 1832 and encodes 561 amino acids. The transcript has 5 exons. Gene Ontology annotation, molecular function: DNA binding. Lineage: Eukaryota; Metazoa; Mollusca; Bivalvia; Venerida; Veneridae.